Molecule: messenger RNA, 1960 nt
Organism: Pelmatolapia mariae (spotted tilapia)
Lineage: Eukaryota; Metazoa; Chordata; Actinopteri; Cichliformes; Cichlidae
Product: lysosomal-associated transmembrane protein 4B
Exons: 7
Coding region: 127-831 (234 amino acids)
Cellular component (GO): lysosomal membrane
Source: RefSeq, a predicted model, not a curated record
CUGCUCACCGUGAUAAGUACCGGACGGGUCAGGGGCAGUCAGAGCCUGUUCGUCAACUCUUGCUCGGUGAAGACGUCGAUAGGACAGCGGGGACUCUUCCUUCACACACACCGACACCGUUUGUAAAUGCCUGCAGACACACAAAAGAUGAUGAUGACGGCCUCUCCGUGGGACCGCUGGUACUCCACGCGCUGCUGCCUGUGUUGCCAUGUCCGCACGGGAACCAUCAUCCUGGGGGUCUGGUACAUGCUCAUCAAUGCUGUGGUGUUACUCAUCCUGCUCACUGCCCUCAGCGAUCCUGAGCAGUACCACUUGACCAGUGCAGAGUUGGCUAAUGACCUGGAUGUCAUGGAUGAUGCCAACAUGUGCAUCGCCUCAGCGAUCUCUCUGCUGAUGAUACUUAUCUGUGGGAUGGCAACAUAUGGUGCCUACAAGUUACGUCCUGCCUGGAUCAUCCCUUUUAUCUGCUACCAAAUAUUUGACUUUGCCCUUAACACCUUGGUGGCUGUUAGCAUCGUAGUUUACCCAAACACCAUUCAGGAUUACCUGCAGCAACUGCCUGAGAACUUUCCCUACAAAGAGGAAGUUGCUGCUCUCAGUAACGUGUGCUUGGUCGUCAUCGUGUUGCUCUUCAUCGGCUGUAUUCUCGGCUUUAAGGCAUACCUGAUAGCAUGCGUGUGGAACUGCUACAGAUAUGUGAGUGGACGGGGUUCUGAAAUCCUGCUGUACGUUACGACAAAUGACACCACCGUGCUGUUACCUCCUUAUGAUGACAGUGUCAGUGUCCCUCCCAAGCAGGCUCCUCCACCUUACACCACUGUUACAGCAUGAAAACAUUCCCAGGAUCCUGCUGACUGCUGUUCAUAAAAGCACAGCAGAAUUGAUGCACCACACUGCCUCUCCACUGUACAGUAUAUUUCUGGAUAUAUUGUAGCUACACACACAUUACCGUUCUCUUAAUGCAUUCACACGCAUAUGUACAAAACACCUUGGACAGAUAUACAGACGCACACCACCGUGACCUCUCAUCCCUUCCUGUUAUUUACUUAUUCUUAUGUAUUUCUCUCCUGUAGCUCUCUGUGUAUCUCUGUGUCUUAGUAUUCAUCCAGAAACGAUGUGCACUUUUAUGCAUUUGAAGCGAAACAAGACAAAAGCACUAGAAGGUUUGAUAGAUGAUAUAUAUUUUUAUUAAUUCUAUUUAUGCUCUCUGUGUCUGUAAUCGUAUUCUGUGGGUCCUACCUUUUCACAAACAUAUUUAACUUGUGCAGAAAUGCAAAAAACCCCAAACAAAAACAAACGUAUGGCUCGCAUUAACGAGUGAGGAGCCGUUGCGUGUUUCCUGUUUGUCUCGUCUGAGCUCGUGAUCAGGGUUGGAUUGCCUUCAUUCAUAGCUUUCUCUCUCAUGGGGUGCACUUCAUGGAGCCACGUGUGAAGUGUCACCUUGACGGGAAGUUUCCCAAAGAAAUGCACCUGCCUGUGUUCUGACAUGAUCAAGGAGCAACCUAGUGUAUAUCAAACAUAUCAGCGUAUUCUACCACAGACAUAAUCACGGUCUCGUGUUCUAGAAAUCAGGAGUGUUGAUUUGCGUUGACUGAUAUUCAUAACUUUCUAAUGUAAUUGUGUCUUUCUACUGAUUGAUGACAAAUGUCUUGGAUUGCUGUUUAUCUAGAAGCACUGAUCUGGAAUCAGUUUGCUCUUUGAAGUCACUAUAAGUUGGUUGCUGGACAGAGGACUCGGAGUCCAAUAAAUAUAGACUCUGGUUGUGUUUUUUCAAUUAAGCCUAAUGGGAGCUUUCUUGUCUGUGUAAACAUUACACAAGUCUGUUCCACCAGAUGGAGUUACUGGCAAGCCACUCGUCCCUGGACACAAAAUGUCCUGCAAGGACUCAAAUGUCAAACCUUCUGUAUGGAAAACAAAGAUGUGACGUUUAUUUAUCUAUUAAAAUCCAAUUUCACUGAUA